GCCGUCGCCAACGGAGGACAAAACUACACUUCCCAGCAAAUAUUGCGCGCCCACGCAUGCGCCGUGCCGAUCCUGUCGCAGGGUUUUGUCGUCACGGAGCGGCUUUUUCCUCCCCCCUGUAGACACGGUUGAAAUGGAGGAUGGUCAGCUUUGUGUGUUGUGGGGUUUAAUCUCUUUUCUGUAAAUAUUUUCACAAGUUAGAUUUCAGGAUGAUCCUGACUAAAGUCAUAACCACUUUAUCGAGAUUUAACGUCGUUUCAAUCGGGUCAAAAUGAACACUUAUUAAUUGAAUCUAAAGGGCCAUCGUUCUCAGUCUGCAUUUGUAAACUAAACCUCUGAAGUUAGGUCAACUAACGUCGAUUUAUUUUUUAAUUCAGCUGCUUACAAUCUAUAAGAUAACUGUUUUUAAAACUAUGUCAGAAAAUUGGCUACUUGGAACUUUCUUUUUUAUUGCAAUAACGAACUUUGUAGUUGAAAGUACAUUCACAGUAAGUCAAAGGAGAAGUUUAGUUUGGGGACCUGGAUUGGAGGCAAACAUAGUUCUUCCAGCUCGAUAUUUCUAUAUUCAGGCAGUAGCAGAGGACAAUGUCAACUUUACUUCUUCACCAGGUGAAAAUACAUUUACAGUAAAUAUUUAUUCACCUGGCGAGCAAUUCACUAGGAUUUGGACACAAGUGUUGGACCGGAAAGAUGGAUCAUUUCUUGUCAGAUACCGAAUGUAUUCAAGCUACAGAGGUUUGGUAAUUGAGGUUAAAUUCCAAGAUGAACAUGUUGCUCAGUCACCAUAUGUUUUAAAAGGCCAUGUGUACCAUGAAUCAUGUGACUGUCCACAAGAAGAUGGAACCAAGUGGUACAAGGACAUGCACUGUCCACAGUCUUUUUCACAGAUAGAACGAGAUUUGGCCCAUUUUCCUUUUGUAGAUCCAGACAGAAUUUCUGCAGAAAUUGCGAAAAGAUUUGGACAAAGGCAAAGUCUGUGCCAUUACACAGUAAAAGACAAUAAGGUUUAUAUAAAAACAUUCGGAGAACAUGUUGGCUUCCGAAUAUUCAUGGAUUCUAUUUUGCUGUCUCUGACCCGAAAGGUAAAAAUGCAAGAUGUAGAGUUCUUUGUAAAUCUCGGUGACUGGCCUUUAGAAAAGAGAAAAACUACCGAGAAGCUUCACCCUAUAUUUUCCUGGUGUGGGUCAGAUAACACAAGAGAUAUUGUAAUGCCAACAUAUGACAUUACUGAUUCAGUUCUAGAAACUAUGGGACGAGUAAGUCUGGAUAUGAUGUCUGUUCAGGCCAACACUGGUCCUUCUUGGGAAAACAAAAAUUGUACAGCAUUUUGGAGAGGACGUGACAGCCGAAAGGAGCGUCUAGAGCUUGUAAAACUCAGUAUCAAACAUCCUGAUUUGAUUGAUGCUGCAUUUACAAACUUUUUCUUUUUCCCUCAUAAUGAAAGUAUUUAUGGUCCAAUUGUAAAACAUGUGUCAUUUUUUGAUUUUUUCCAGUACAAGUAUCAAAUCAACAUUGAUGGCACUGUGGCAGCAUACAGGAUGCCUUAUUUGCUCGCAGGUGGUGGUCUUAUCCUAAAGCAAGAUUCAGUCUACUAUGAACAUUUCUACAAUGACCUGCGACCAUGGGAGCAUUAUAUUCCGUUUAAGAAUGAUUUAAGUGAUCUUUUGGAUAAGAUUCUGUGGGCAAAAUCUCACGAUGAAGAGGCCAAGAUGAUUGCAAAAGCUGGGCAGAACUAUGCUAGAAACAAACUUAUGGCAGAUCACAUCUUCUGCUACUAUUAUAAACUUUUCCAGGAGUAUGCUGAUCUUCAGGUCAGUGAACCAAAGAUAAGAGAUGGUAUGGAACCAGUGGACCAGCCAAAAGAUGACCUUUUCCCUUGUGUAUGUCAAAGAACAAAGGCAAAAGAUGAACUUUGACACCCUGUAAAGAAGAACUUGACCCCACAGCUGAAGGACAAUGGAACAAUAUGGUGAUGUAGAUGUCAGUUUCCAGUUUGAACUGCAUAAAGAUACUGCAAUUCUGGAACGCUUACAAGAUUCUGUGGGAGCUGCUGUGAAAACACCACUACAAUUGAAAGGAGAUGCCUCAUUGUUGCCCACAAGACUGUUACUCAGCUGAUUUUUUUUUUAUUAAUACAUCAUGUAAAAUUUUUAAUUUUAAAAAUUGCUCUAUUUCAAAUUCAACA
Rhincodon typus (whale shark) is the source of this 2185-nucleotide messenger RNA. It is a transcript of the gene poglut2, whose product is annotated as protein O-glucosyltransferase 2. Gene Ontology annotation, cellular component: endomembrane system. Bases 414 to 1916 code for a protein of 500 amino acids. The transcript has 10 exons. Lineage: Eukaryota; Metazoa; Chordata; Chondrichthyes; Orectolobiformes; Rhincodontidae. The record is from RefSeq and is a predicted model, not a curated record. Gene Ontology annotation, molecular function: protein binding; glucosyltransferase activity.